Messenger RNA from Salmo salar (Atlantic salmon), 2664 nucleotides. RefSeq names its product nectin cell adhesion molecule 1a (gene nectin1a). Lineage: Eukaryota; Metazoa; Chordata; Actinopteri; Salmoniformes; Salmonidae. The record is from RefSeq and is a predicted model, not a curated record. Gene Ontology annotation, cellular component: adherens junction. Gene Ontology annotation, biological process: protein localization to cell junction; homophilic cell-cell adhesion; heterophilic cell-cell adhesion.
CUCUACACAGCAAGCUGCAACUAUUGACUAACUCUACACAGCAAGCUGCAACUAUUGACUAACGCUGCACAGCAAGCUGCAACUAUUGACUAACUCUACACAGCAAGCUGAAACUAUUGACUAACUCUACACAGCAAGCUGAAACUAUUGACUAACUCUACACAGCAAGCUGCAACUAUUGACUAACGCUGCACAGCAAGCUGCAACUAUUGACUAACGCUGCACAGCAAGCUGCAACUAUUGACUAACGCUGCACAGCAAGCUGCAACUAUUGACUAACUCUACACAGCAAGCUGAAACUAUUGACUAACUCUACACAGCAAGCUGCAACUAUUGACUAACGCUGCACAGCAAGCUGAAACUAUUAUCCAACGCUACACAGCAAGCUGCAACAAUGAAUACACAACAAGCAGCAACUUCCAACACACAACUAACAUCUGACAACAAGCUGCGACAGGAGUUCAUUUCACUACCGACUACCAGCUAAGAACACAACAAGCAGUCACUAGCUGAAACUAUUAUCCAACGCUACACAGCAAGCUGCAACUAUUCUGUUGGAACUAUUCUGUCGGAACUAUUCUGUCGGAACUAUUCUGUCGGAACUAUUCUAUCAGAACUCUCCUAUCAGAACUAUUCUGUUGGAACUCUUCUGUCGGAACUAUUCUAUCUAUUCUAUCGGAACUAUUCUAUUGGAACUAUUCUAUUGGAACUCUUCUGUCGGAACUAUUCUGUCUGAACUAUUCUUUCAGAACUCUUCUGUCGGAACUAUUCUGUCGGAACUAUUCUUUCAGAACUAUUCUGUCGGAACUAUUCUGUCGGAACUAUUCUGUCGGAACUCUUCUGUCGGAACUCUUCUGUCGGAACUCUUCUGUCGGAACUAUUCUGUUGGAACUACAAGGAAGGUGGCGCCAGUGGAGUUGUCAUGGAGAAUUCUGUGUUGUGGAUAUUCCUGACAGCAACAUGUGUUAUUAAAGGUGUGUGUGGUCAGUCAGUCCAGAUGGAACCCGGGCAGUCAGGGUACGUGGGCUCCAAGGUGGAUCUACCAUGUCUUUUUAUCAACAGCAUCCCACCUGUCAAGAUCUCACAGGUGACAUGGCAGAAGGUGAUUAAUGGAAAGAAACAGAACGUGGCGAUAGCUAACCCGUCUCUAGGCGUGUCUGUAGCUCCGCCCUUCAAAGACAGAGUCAGCUUCAAAAACCCUUUGGUGCGGAGGAGAACUCCGUCCCUGGAGGACACCACUCUGACCCUCUCGUCUCUGCGACUGUCUGACGAGGCCAGAUACAUCUGUGAAUACACUACCUUCCCUGCUGGCAACCGCGAAAACACAGUCAAUCUCACAGUCUACGCUCGACCUUUGACCCAGAUGAGUUUGUCAACACCCACACUGGUAGCUCGGUCAUCCAAUCUGAAGACGCCGGUCGCCACCUGCCUCUCGGCCAAUGGGAAGCCUCCAGGAACCAUCAGGUGGGACACGCGUGUGCGUGGUGAAGCGACCACCCAGGAGAUCCGUAACUCUGAUGGGACGAUCACGGUGCGAAGCGACUUCAUCCUGGUACCCAGCAAGAACACACACCUGGAGACACUCACCUGUAUCACCUCCUAUAACCAGGAGACAUACACCGACUCUGUCACGCUGGACAUACAGUAUGAACCAGAGGUGUCAGUGGAGGGGUUCGAUGGGAACUGGUACCUGGACCGUCAGAACGUUGAGCUCACAUGUCUGACUGAUGCCAACCCACCUGUCUCUCUGUUCCAGUGGAGAAUGUUGAAUGGUUCCAUACCGAACAGCGUAGAGAUCCGUGACAAUGUUCUGUCAUUUAAAGGACCAAUCAGAUACGAGGUAGGAGGGACUUAUGUCUGCGACGCAACCAAUAGCAUCGGGACAAGCUCCGCCUUCAUGGAGGUCAGCAUCACAGAGGAGCCACUGCCCCAGGUGGGAACGGGUGAUGUCAUCAGUGUUCUGGGCAUGCUAUUGGCUGUGGGGCUGAUUCUGGGCGUGGCGAUCACUGUGCUGCUUCUUAACAGGAGAAAACAGAGGGGAGAGGCGGAUGCUGACUCGACAGACUCUGCUCCUUCUCUUAAACUGGCUCCUCCUCCUGCCAGUAGAAAACCUGGUGAUGAGUUCCAGCGGUCAGGGAGGGUGUAUGAAGACCUCCCCAACACAGCGGACUAUGUCAGCUACCGACUGGCCUGCAACAAGGAUGACUACCCAGAACCCUACUCUCCCCCCAUCAACCCUCCCCUCUCCCUCCCCGACUCUCCACCUAUCAACCCUCCCCUCUCCUUCCUCUCCCAGCAUGCCUACACCCACUCCAACAAUACCUUCUCCCCCGCCUCCCAUCCCUCCUCUGUCUUCAGAUAUCCUUCCCUCCCCUCCCUAUCCCCCCCUCCCGGCCUUGCACCCUACACCUUCCCAAAAGAACAGUAUGUCUGACCUGUAACACCUCUUUAGAGAGCAUGAACCAACAGCUUUUCUCUAUCUUCUGUUCCCCUCUCCUUCAUCGUCUGUUCAUCCACUCUGACCUCAGAAUGUUUUCUAAUCCUAGAUAUGAGUGUGUGUGUGUGUUCAAAGUUUUAAGAUCUAUAUUAACCUCGUUUUGUGCAAGGGGGCAUUGUCAUGCUGAAACAGGAAAGGGCCUUCCCCAAACUGUUACCACAAAGUUG